AUGAAUUUAUCAAAAAUUCAAGAAAAAAGGCCUGGAAACAAGAUAGCAGCAGUAGUAGUAAUAACAACAGCAAUGAUAACAGCAAUGACAGUAGCAAUGAUAACAGCAACAAUAGUAGCAAUGAUAGCAGCAGCAACAAUGACAACCGCUACAGCAAUAAAAGAAGAGGUAGAAAAACAAGAAAAACCUCAAAAAAAAGUUCAAAUAAAGAUAUUAGAGCAUCAAGCUCUGAACAAUAUAAAAAAAAUUGUAGCCAAAAGUGAAUAUCACAGUGAUGAGAUAUCAAAAACAGAUGAUGAACUUGCUAAUAAUGAAAAAAGGAAAAAGAUUCAAUAUCCUCUUGAUAAUAACUGCAAUAAUCAU
Messenger RNA from Dentiscutata heterogama, 363 nucleotides. NCBI's taxonomy places the organism in Eukaryota, Fungi, Glomeromycota, Glomeromycetes, Diversisporales, Gigasporaceae. The record is from the annotation of a GenBank genome assembly.